Molecule: messenger RNA, 1625 nt
Organism: Belonocnema kinseyi
Lineage: Eukaryota; Metazoa; Arthropoda; Insecta; Hymenoptera; Cynipidae
Product: speckle-type POZ protein-like
Exons: 1
Coding region: 17-1036 (339 amino acids)
Biological process (GO): regulation of proteolysis; proteasome-mediated ubiquitin-dependent protein catabolic process
Cellular component (GO): nucleus; cytoplasm
Molecular function (GO): ubiquitin protein ligase binding
Source: RefSeq, a predicted model, not a curated record
AUUGAUACUUGAAAAAAUGACGGCUGCUCAACUGGCAAUUAUUAACAAGGAAUUUCCACAACAUUUUUCAUUGCGUGGAGGUACAGUGACAAUUCAUCCAGUUAACGUUUCAACUUAUACUUGUAAGUCUUCUACGGAACUUACGUUUGAAAAAUUUUCACUAUUAGAUGAUCCAAGUGUAAAAUGCUUACCAAAAUUAAAGAACCACACUGUCUUCGAAUUAUGUUUCUCCACGAAUAUUUCACUGACAAGCCAUUACGAAGUAUCAUUAUAUUGUUUUCAAAAGCCUUGUAGAUUAAUUCAUGUGAAAACUGUGAAUAUGAAUAAAAUUUUACAGUCAAGUACAUGUAAUUUCGAUAUACAUAAUUUGACAACAAAUGCUUUAAAUGAAAUUUGCCAAUCUUACUUACUUUGCACUCAAAUUUGUCGCAAAGCGGUUCCUUAUAAUUUAAAAAAAGAACCAUCAUUUCAUCCAAGUCAGAUGACCGAUUGUUCCCAGCUUUUAGACGACAAUGCUAUCGUAAUUUUCAAAUUCAUUCAUGAAAACAGGGAAUUUUGGGUACAUAAAGAGAUUCUUUCUGCAAAGUCGCCUCUAUUUCUUGCCAUGUUUAAAGGUGAAAUUAAAGAAAAGAGCCAAAAUCAGAUAAUUAUCGAAGACAUAGAUUCAAAUUUACUUCAGGAAAUGGUGCGAUAUAUUUACUCAGAUACUGUAAAGGAGUUAACAAAAUACGCCGAGAAACUUUUAAAAGUAGCAGACAAGUACGAUAUACCGAAACUUAAAUUACUUUGUAGUGAGGAAUUGUCUAGAUCUUUAAAGAUAAAAAACGUGAUACAUUUACUUGAACUUGCUGAUCAAUGCCAUGAAAGCAGCCUGAAGGAGAAAACGUUAAAGUUCAUACAAAGUAACGUAAAACUAAUUUUGCAAACUGAAAAUUACAAAAUAUGGUGUCAAACAGCCCCAGGAUAUCUCAUGGCUGAGAUACUGGAGACUAUUGUUAAUUGCAGAAAAAGGAAGAGUAGAAGAAAAAAAGAAUAAUUCUAUUCUUUUAAAUAUGUCGAUUAGCAAGCUAUUUUCAAUUCCAUUUCAGAUAGUACAAAAAAUUCGUUAGAUUUCCUGAAACUCGCAAUGAAAGAUUGGAGAGUUUGGAAGAUUACAUAACCUAAUUCGAUGCUCAGUAGUUUUUUUUACCCCUUGGAAUUCAAAAAUGAUACAAAUUUUAUUUAUUUUUUCGCUUUAUUUUUUUUUUCAUAAAUAUGAAAAAUGAUAAUUAUAUGUAUGUUCGUAAGUUACAUAAAACUUCCAAACUUUCCUGAGCCUCACUGUGCAAUAUUUCCUGAAAUUUUCCCUAACCUCUCGAUGCUAUAUUCUCAACUUUACGUUGCAAAUUUCAGGAAAACUUCAUGGAGUUUUUUUUUGUGUUAUAUGGGUCCCUUCUAAUUAUAAACAUUUACAUGUUUUUUAUUUUGUUGAAGUAAUUAUUGAGUUAAAAGGUCUAAAAACACUGUAUUGUUUAAUUUACAUCUUUAUUAUUGAUUUACGGUUAAAAACCGUGGUGAAAAGUAAUUUUUUACUUUAUGUAUCACGAUUUAUUUUUCAGUUCUGAAUUUUUCAAAUUCUGAAAUUU